AAAAAUAAUAAUAAUAGCUCACUGAAUUCAAACAAAUAAUCGAAAAUAUUCCAUCCACCCCAUGGGAUUCGAUUCGUUUACAUUAUUAUAUAAACUCACUGCUGUUAUUGUUUUUGCAAUAAUCUGUGGCCAUUGUUUCACAGACACUGAAAACAGUAUCAUAUUUUUUUGACAAUCAAUCCACUGGGAUCUCUGUUUCCUCCGCCUAAUAACCCUUCCUUCUCCCCACGAUUCGCGCUUUCCAUUGUCGUUAAAAAAAACAUUUCCCUGUCUGAAUACAAUAAAUACAUAUAUAUAGUAUUCUUGUGACCCUUCCUAGCUCAUUCGUUAAUCACAAUUCGCAAGGAAAUUAGUGAUGGGCUUUCGUCGUUCUUGAUUCUGCUUCGACCUCUGCAACUAUGGCGGCGGCGGCGGCGCUCUGUAGCGCCAGCCAUGGCUGUGGCUCCGAGAAGCUCCGGCAAUACCUAAUCCCCAGGCACAGUUUCACCAGGAUAUGCCAAGUGGAAUCUUUAUCGUUUAGAAGGCAAUCGAAAUGUGCGAAAAUGUAUUCGAACAAGAUUUCGAUAAGUGAGUUACAUUCAACUCAAAUUCUCGAUGAAAAUGUGUUGAAUUCGAGGGACGACAUUAGUGUCGAACAAGAAAAGGGAGAAACUUUGUCGAAAGCUACAUUGAUAUGGAGAGCCAUCAAAUUGCCAAUGUAUUCUGUUGCUUUGAUCCCUAUAAUGGUAGGAAGCGCCGCGGCUUACUUAAAAACCGGUGAAUUUUUUGGAAAUCGAUUUGUUCUGCUAUUGGUUUCGUCUGUUCUCGUCAUGGCUUGGGUAAACUUAAGCAAUGAUGUAUAUGAUUUCGAUGCGGGGGCUGAUAAAAACAAGAAAGAAUCGGUUGUCAAUCUUCUAGGGAGUCGGGAAGGGACGACUGCUUUUGCUUGGACAUCGCUCGCGCUUGGCUUUAUCGGGCUCGUAUGGGUGUCGGUGGAGGCGAGAAGUUUGCGCGCGAUGUUUCUGCUGACAAACGCGAUACUAUGUGGCUACGUUUACCAGUGUCCGCCGUUUCGCCUCGGUUACUUAGGAAUCGGAGAGCCGUUAUGCUUUGCUGCAUUCGGUCCGUUCGCAACCAUUGCGUUUUACUUUCUUCAGCGCGGGUCGAGGGAGCUCUCCGUUUCUGGGGCUGCCGUCUCUUCGUCGAUUCUUGUUGGUUUCACGACAACGUUGAUCCUCUUCUGUAGUCAUUUUCAUCAGAUCGAAGAUGAUAAGUCCGUCGGGAAAUAUUCCCCGCUGGUCAGGAUUGGAACUGAACGAGGAGCCGGAGUUGUUAAUCUGGCCGUGAUUGCGCUGUAUUUGCUUCUGUUUAUUCUAGGAAUCGCGCAAACGCUUCCUUUCUCGUCUGUGGUUUUGUGUGCUUUGACGUUACCAGUGGGGAACUCGGUGUCGAGGUUUGUCAAGAGUAAUCACACGGACAAAACGAAGAUCUUCGCGGCGAAGUAUUUCUGUGUGAGAUUACAUACCGUAUUCGGAGCAGCAUUGGCUGCCGGGUUGGUUGCAGCUCGAAUGUUCGCGCGGAAGAAGCUUCCGCAUGCCAUACUUCUCUGAGUUACGAAUUACACAGGUGCCGAUCGUCAUUUUUGUACCGUUUAUUUGUACAUGUCACAAAUCGAAAGCGCAUACACGAACACAUGUUUUGAUCGAGUAGUGACGAAUGAAGUUGUCCUUGUUUCGCAUCCGGUGAAUUCGCUGUUCUUA
This is a messenger RNA of Andrographis paniculata, 1739 nucleotides long. RefSeq names its product 2-carboxy-1,4-naphthoquinone phytyltransferase, chloroplastic. The transcript has 11 exons. The coding region runs from base 399 to 1589 and encodes 396 amino acids. Gene Ontology annotation, biological process: phylloquinone biosynthetic process. Lineage: Eukaryota; Viridiplantae; Streptophyta; Magnoliopsida; Lamiales; Acanthaceae. The record is from RefSeq and is a predicted model, not a curated record. Gene Ontology annotation, cellular component: membrane. Gene Ontology annotation, molecular function: prenyltransferase activity.